Elaeis guineensis (African oil palm) is the source of this 2241-nucleotide messenger RNA. RefSeq names its product E3 ubiquitin protein ligase RIN2. The record is from RefSeq and is a predicted model, not a curated record. Gene Ontology annotation, cellular component: plasma membrane; ubiquitin ligase complex; cytosol. Gene Ontology annotation, biological process: protein ubiquitination; positive regulation of plant-type hypersensitive response; ubiquitin-dependent protein catabolic process. Lineage: Eukaryota; Viridiplantae; Streptophyta; Magnoliopsida; Arecales; Arecaceae. Gene Ontology annotation, molecular function: zinc ion binding; ubiquitin binding; ubiquitin protein ligase activity.
UUAAAGAGACGAAACAAAUAAUGGGAGAAAGAUCUCAAGCGAUCCGAUCGAAUCCUCGGAAAGCGUCGGGAGGAGCCCAAGAAAGAAGAAUCCAAAACCCUCCUCCGACGCCAUCGAGGCUUUCCCCUGUUCGCCUUCGUCGAUCGCAAUGCAUUAUUUCGUGUACGGGGAAUGAGGGGUUGCUUUAGAUUUUGGUGCUCCUGGUUCUUUGGUCGAGGGGGAGUAGCUGGGGUUCGUCGGGAUGGCGGUGAAUUACUUGUACGCCUCGGCCAUCAGCACGGUGACCAACCUUGUUGGUUUGCAAUGGUGGACGGUCUCGCUGCUUGAUGGCAUGAAAUCUGAUGGCGUAGUUGAUGGGAAUGAGGUUGGCUCGAGGAGUGUGGGGCCGGCGCUGGAGCUGCUCUUGGACUCGCAUGUUACCAUUGCGUUGCUGGCGAGUUUUGUGCUAAAUUUGUUCAUUCUUGUCAUCCUGUGCCUCAAGACUAUAUUCUUUGUUCAGUUGUAUCCUUCAGAGACUCGAAAAGUACUGGAACGCCUUAUUAAUUAUGUAAUAUACAAGGGAACUUUUCUUCCACUGGUUGUACCACCUAAUAUGUUUCAAGUGGUCUUUUGGUCAGGAUGGCUGGUCUUUCUUUGUUUCCUAAAGAUGUUUCAAUCAUUGGCCAGAGAUCGGCUUGAGCGGUUAAAUGCAUCCCCUACUGCAACACCUUCAAAAUAUUUUCGUGUUUUUUCUGCCUUGUUGCUUGUUCUGUUUGCGGACCUCCUAUGGAUAAAGCUGUGCAUUAUGAUCUAUAAGUCAUCCAGUUCUAGUUUAUUUGUUCUCUUGUUCUUCGAGCCUCUUGGUAUUGCCUUUGAGACAUCACAGGCUAUCAUGGUACACGGGUUUCAGUUGCUUGAGAUUUGGCAACGAUAUUCCAUUGACAGUGAUGGUAAUUGCUUGGGCUCCGAUACUUCUUACAAAGCAGCAGCAGGAACUUUAUCUGAAUGGAAGGGUGUUCUCAUUCGAAAUUGUGGUUUUCUCCUAGAGAUGAUGACUUUUUUGACAGCAGUUGGUCAUUACUUAAUCAUCUGGUGGCUUCAUGGCAUGGCAUUUCGUCUGGUGGAUACAGUCCUUUUCUUAAACUUGCGUGCUCUUUUAAGCACAAUUGUGAAGCGGGUCAGGGCAUAUAUCAAGUUAAGGAAGGCAUUAAGUUCUCUCAAUGGAGCACUUCCUGAUGCUACAUAUGAAGAGAUUUGUGCGUUUGAUGAUGAAUGUGCUAUCUGCAGAGGACCAAUGGCUAGAGCGAAAAAGCUACCCUGCAAUCACCUUUUUCAUCUUGCGUGCUUGAGGUCUUGGUUAGAUCAGGGCUUAACUGAAGUAUAUUCUUGCCCUACAUGUCGAAGGCCUCUUUUUCAAUGUAAUCCUCAAGAUCGCACUAGCUCUAAUGCAGGAGAGCUUGCCAAUGUUGCACAACUUGCUGAACAUUUAAAUUUGGGAUUGAACCCGCAAAGAAUAUCUGGACAACCUGUUCCUAACCAGCAACAGAAUCCUUCUGAUACAAUGUGGAGGGGAGUUGGUUUUGAUUCCGGUUGGAUGCCUCCAUGGCCAAAUCAACGAAUGGAUGGUGCUGGUACUUCUGGUGCAAUCAGAUCAGUUGGGCUUAGUGGAGUCCAGAUGAUGGUGAGGCAGCUGACAUCCGUCGGUGAGAACUAUGGUCAUGGUUCAUUAGAUGAUGCUGCUUGGAACUUGUGGCCUAAUCAGCAUGCCUCAGGCUCCUCCGUCCCUCCAUCCUCCCCACUUAGGUAUACUACAAAUACUGAUGGCCUGCGGUUUAGAAACAUUUCAAACCCCGUAAAUGGAAACAUGUCGGAGAUACUCACUAUGGUAGAUCGAGUUCGAGAAGUUUUGCCCCAUGUACCUGAUGAACUAAUUAUUCAGGAUUUAUUACGAACCAACAACAUCAACAUUACUGUGAAUAAUCUUCUUCUACUUCAGUAAUAAUCAAAUCAUUCCCAGUAUGUAUAUAUUCUUCUUAUUAACAUAUAAGGUGUCUGCGAGAAUUGUACGUUAGAAACAAAUGAGAUAGGUGAAUUAUGGGUGUUGAAGACUCCGGUUUGCUCUGUUGAAUUUAUUCAUGACUGUUCACUCCCGUUAACACCUGGUUGAUCUUGUUUCAGGUCAAUGUAUAGAAAUUCCAUGCCAAAUAAUUUAUGAGAACUUGCAUCUGAUAUCAAUAAGUUGUGCAAGAUCAUUGUUUGUAA